GCGAAAGUCGCAAUCGAUAAUGACCGACUGAAACGAAAGCAUGUAAAGCACGUUUCAGUCAAAGUUUUCCGAGCCAAGGGUAAACAACCCGUUUCCGGUGCAGGUCCGUGAACCGCUCCAAGAUGCGAAUCGACUAUUGUUAGCACAAUGGCAAACAUGCGAAAACUCUCAACGCUCCGGCAGUUCUCGCUGAACUGCGACAGUCCCACGAUUGACCAGCGGCGAAAGUCCCUCAGGAAGCAAUUUUCCGAAGACUUCUGCGACGCGAAGGAGAAAAUCGGAGCGAAAACCCGCGACCGACCGCAUCCUAUCCGGAUAGCAUGGGCCGACGAGAGCAUCGCAUCCCCGAAGGAAGAAGGCGUCAUAGCCAAGAAGUGCAUCAAGGAGGUGAAAAAGCCGCCAAAAUUGAGCAGACACAGCUCUUUGGAGAAAGAGUCGAUCCUCUACUCCAAACAAGAACUGGCCGAGAGGCUCAGGCAGGCCCUCAAAGACCGCGAGCAGGAGAAACCUAACCUCAACAUCUUCCUAGCUCACAACACCAGCACCGAAGAAGACAUCUACGAAGCCCACGAACCGGAAAUACUCCCGAAGGAGUCGCCGAAAAUCAUGCAGCCGCUGCUAACCCCCUUGGAGAACACGAUGAAGAACGUCUUCCAGAUAAGGAAGAGCAAGGAGAUGGCCUACACUCCGACGAAAUCCAACGCCGUUGUGGUGAUACCCAUUGUGGAGAAGGAGCCGCCGCAGAUUCUUGAAGAUGUAAGUACUCCUCCUUCUAGCGAUCGCAGUUACGAAAAACAAGACCCCAAAGCAAUAAAAAAUGUGAUAAUUAGACCUGCCACGGCUGCUGCCAAACGCGAAAGAUUUCAGAGGCGUAAUAACACAGCUUUCAACUCCGUGAUUAAAGAAGGGGCAAUAAGGCCGCCGUUAGUGAGGUCGUUAUCGGCGCCCACGAAGCCGGAGCAAGUCAAGCCGAAGUUUUUGGCUACGAAGAGGAAGAUCAAGUCGGGGAAGGGCCGAGGGCCGAAGACGCCGACGAGCGAAGACGAUGACAGUCUUAGUAAUAAGGAGAAUCCUAAAAGUAAAAAAGAGUUGAACAGAUUCGUCGCCGUCAACGGCACUGACAUCGUCACCAUGGUGUCCCUCAUCAGCCCCGCCGCCAGCGACACCGACGAAGUGGAAGUGGAAGUCAAGCCCAAAGCCAAAACCUCCCCCAGCAAGCCCAGCCCGGCCAAAAAGGAGGAGAAGGACGGCGCGAAGAACGUGUCCUUGCGAAAAACGGUGAAAUCAGUUUCGUUCCAAUCAUCAAGCAUACAUGCCAUCAGAAGUUUUUCAGCGAGCUUUCCGGCCAGACGCGCUUCGAUGGCCACGUCCUUGAUUCUCGCACACGGAAUGAAAAAUCAAAAAAAUCAAGAGAAGAGGGCCACGAACUCGACGACGCCGGAUGACGACGAAAGGGGGCCGAAACGGAGGCUGGUGAGGAGUGCGACGGACAAGACACAAAGAAGUCCCGAAGAGGACGCCGCUUCCAAGAUUGAAGAAGAAAGAGAGAAACCGGUGAACAGCGACACGAUCACAAUUGACAUUAAAGAAAAGGCGGCUGAAGCACAAGAAACGGUAAAUGAGGAAAAAACGAAAAUCGUUCCUGAGGCGGAAGUCGAGACUAAAGCGAAAGAAAAGGAAGGGAAUGACGACGAGCCGAAGUUUGGUUCGACCAAAGAGAAGGAGUGCUGGGAUAUGUACUGCAAAAUGACGGAUAAAGGGUUGAAAGUGUCGUACGACACGAUUCUAAGAGGAAUGUUGACUCCCACGGAGUACAGAAUGCGGAGAAGAGAAAGUGUUACGCCUGUAACUGAAGAAACAAAUCCACCGUAAUUUAGACGUAGGAAAAUGGCGACGGCCGGCCAUUUGUGUACUUCCCCGUAGUCCCGAGAUUUGUUCAGCGCUUGUUAUAGACGGAUUUUUAUACAAUUUCUUUUUAUAGAGGCAAAUAAUUUUAUAUGUAUGUAUGCGACAAACGCACAACUUAUAUUUUAUAGAAAAAAAGAAAUAAAUUAUAAGAAUCC
This is a messenger RNA of Zophobas morio, 2063 nucleotides long. RefSeq names its product muscle M-line assembly protein unc-89. The coding region runs from base 148 to 1872 and encodes 574 amino acids. The transcript has 4 exons. NCBI's taxonomy places the organism in Eukaryota, Metazoa, Arthropoda, Insecta, Coleoptera, Tenebrionidae. The record is from RefSeq and is a predicted model, not a curated record.